Messenger RNA from Myotis daubentonii (Daubenton's bat), 2125 nucleotides. It is a transcript of the gene RASSF1, whose product is annotated as Ras association domain family member 1. NCBI's taxonomy places the organism in Eukaryota, Metazoa, Chordata, Mammalia, Chiroptera, Vespertilionidae. The record is from RefSeq and is a predicted model, not a curated record. Gene Ontology annotation, biological process: Ras protein signal transduction. Gene Ontology annotation, cellular component: microtubule cytoskeleton; nucleus.
GAGGGCGAGGACCGGAUGUGGGGACCCUCAUCCUCUCGCUCUGUAAAGCUGGUCUCCAGAAACACGCGUCUCCGUGUGGCCUUUUGCACUCCUCGUCGCGGGGAGGGGAGUUGCUCUGGGGUGCAGGGAGGGCGGGAAGUUGGAGAGAGUGCCCUGCGGUGCCUCCCAACCCCGCCCCACUCCGCCUGCGGGUCCACGCCGCCCCGGGCCCACGUUCCCCUGGCGCCGCUCCCCUCGCGCGCUCCCGCCGCUCCGCCUGGAUCUCCGGGGCGGCGCUGCGUCGGGGCCCGCCCCGGGGCCCGCCCGCCCCGCGAACGCUCGCUGGCUCCCAGAGCCGGCCCGAGCCCGGCCGACCGGGCCAUGUCUGAGCCGGAGCUCAUUGAGCUGCGGGACCUGGCACCCGCACGACGCGCCGGCCCCGGGCGCACCCGCCUGGAGCGCGCCAACGCGGUGCGCAUCUCGCCCGGCAACGCGCGCCACCCAGCCAGACAGCCGGUCCUGGGCCGCGGCCACCGCUUCCAGCCGGCGGGGCCCACCACGCACACGUGGUGCGACCUCUGCGGGGACUUCAUCUGGGGCGUCGUGCGCAAGGGCCUGCAGUGCGCGCACUGCAAGUUCACCUGCCACUACCGCUGCCGCGCGCUCGUCUGCCUGGACUGCUGCGGGCCGCGGGACCUGGGCUGGGAGCCGGCGCUCGAGCGGGACACCAACGUGGACGAGCCCGUGCAGUGGGAGACACCUGACCUUUCUCAGGCUGAGAUUGAGCAGAAGAUCAAGGAGUACAAUGGCCAGAUCAACAGCAACCUCUUCAUGAGCCUGAACAAGGACGGCUCCUACACAGGCUUCAUCAAGGUGCAGCUGAAGCUGGUGCGCCCUGUCUCCGUGCCUGCCAGCAAGAAGCCUCCCACCUUGCAGGACGCCCGGCGGGGCCCAGGGCGGAGCACAGCCGUGAGGCGCCGCACCUCCUUCUACCUGCCCAAGGAUGCUGUCAAGCACCUGCACGUGUUGUCACGCACGCGGGCACGCGAGGUCAUCGAGGCCCUGCUGCGCAAGUUCUUGGUGGUGGAUGACCCCCGCAAGUUCGCACUCUUUGAGCGGGCUGAGCGCCACGGCCAAGUGUACCUCCGGAAGCUGUCGGAUGACGAGCAGCCCCUGCGGCUACGACUCCUUGCGGGGCCCAAUGAGAAGGCCCUGAGCUUCGUGCUGAAGGAGAAUGACUCUGGGGAGGUGAACUGGGAUGCCUUCAGCAUGCCUGAGCUCCACAACUUCCUGCGCAUCCUACAGCGGGAGGAAGAGGAACACCUCCGCCAGAUCCUGCAGAAGUACUCCUGUUGCCGCCAGAAGAUCCAGGAGGCCCUGCAUGCCUGCCCCCUGGGGUGACCUCUUAUCCCCCUGGGUGGAAGGAGGAGCGUAGGCAGCACAGAGGGUGUGCCGUGUGAGUGUGACAGGGCCUGUCUGGCCUGAGGAAUGAGUGUGCGUGGAGGCCCUCAUCUGGCUGGCGGAAUGAACCCAGAGAGCAGCAAAGGAGCGGGCCCCCUGUGUCCACCCGUGGGUGUAGCAGAGCAUGGCUCUGCACCCUCUGCCCUUCGUGUCCUGAGUCAUGGUGGACAGGGUUGCAGCAAGGGUUGAGCAGACAGAAGUCUCCUUAAUUUGUGUCUCAGAUACGAGAAUCUUGGAGACCCAAAACCAACAGAAUCGGGUCUUGUUUGCAGGGAUGAGGACCCUCAGCUCUGGGGAAGGGAUGUAUGUCUGGGAUGGGGUCUCAGGACCAAUAGUGGGUGUUGAAGACCAGGCAGGCAUCGAGAAAGAAUGCAGGUUUCCCUCUGCAGUGCCCUGGGCUCUGGCACACCCUGGUGUCCGCGCACUGCUGCCACUGCAGCAACAGUGCCUCAGUGCACCUCCAAGGAGGAGGACCUGGGCUGGGGUCUGUGGGCACUGGCUCAGGUCCAUGCCUUGUUUGCCAAUCAAAGCCAGGGUCUUACUUGGGGUAUUUUUCAGGAUGUGUGUGAAUGCAUAUUUUGUGGCCUCGGCUGAAUGCCUCCUGUGGGGAAAGGGGUGGGAAUGACAGUCAUCAUCAGGGCCUGGGGCUUGGGAAAACUUGGCUGAAUAAAGAUUCAAGACUCUC